This is a messenger RNA of Magnolia sinica, 2561 nucleotides long. RefSeq lists its product as uncharacterized. The record is from RefSeq and is a predicted model, not a curated record. Gene Ontology annotation, biological process: CTP biosynthetic process; pyrimidine nucleobase biosynthetic process. NCBI's taxonomy places the organism in Eukaryota, Viridiplantae, Streptophyta, Magnoliopsida, Magnoliales, Magnoliaceae. The transcript is spliced from 22 exons. Bases 333 to 2150 code for a protein of 605 amino acids. Gene Ontology annotation, molecular function: identical protein binding; CTP synthase activity.
CAAACAAACGCCAAAAAGCAAAACCCUAAUAACUGAAAAAUCUUCCCUCCCUAAAAAAACAAAGACAAAAGGAAGCAAGAGCAGCCUCUCUCUCCCUAGUGGUGGGGUAUAUAUAAGUCCACCCAAACGCCUCUCGUUUUUAGCACCUGGCGAUAUUUCCUUAAAUCUCACACGCUCUUUGCAAGACGAGAGAGAGAGAGAGAUAGAGAGAGAGAGAGAGGGUCCUGUCAUCUCUUUCUCGUUCUUCUUCUUCUUAUCACAACGGACUUCUAUUAAAACCAGGUGAUUUGUGUUUGGGUUGGAUUGGAAAAAGGAGAAGGAAGAAGCGAGAUAUGAAGUACGUGUUGGUAACGGGAGGCGUCGUGAGCGGGCUUGGGAAAGGAGUGACGGCGAGUAGCAUCGGAGUUGUUCUGAAAGCAUGCGGCCUUCGCGUUACUUCUAUCAAGAUCGAUCCAUAUCUGAACACUGAUGCUGGAACUAUGUCUCCAUUUGAACACGGGGAGGUGUUUGUCUUAGACGAUGGUGGUGAGGUUGACUUGGAUCUGGGAAACUACGAACGGUUCCUAGACAUUAAGUUGACUCGCGACAACAAUAUCACCACGGGAAAGAUUUACCAGUCUGUUCUUGACAAGGAAAGAAGAGGAGAUUAUCUGGGGAAAACUGUCCAGGUUGUCCCCCACAUAACAGAUGCUAUUCAAGAAUGGAUUGAACGUGUGGCCAUGAUACCCGUGGAUGGAAAAGAAGGCCCAGCUGAUAUUUGUGUUAUAGAGUUGGGUGGAACCAUAGGGGAUAUAGAAUCAAUGCCGUUUAUUGAGGCUUUGGGUCAAUUUUCUUAUCGUGUAGGUGCUGGAAACUUCUGCCUGGUUCAUGUCAGUCUUGUACCUGUUUUGAAUGUUGUUGGUGAACAGAAAACAAAGCCCACUCAGCAUAGUGUUCGGGGACUAAGAGGACUAGGAUUGACACCAAAUAUUCUCGCCUGUCGCAGUACUAUGGCACUGGAAGAAAAUGUGAAGGAAAAACUCUCGCAGUUUUGCCAUGUCCCGUCAGCAAACAUCAUCACUCUUUACGAUGUCUCAAACAUUUGGCACAUUCCUUUGUUAUUAAGGGAUCAGAAGGCACAUGAAGCAAUUUUGAAAGUUCUAAACCUUACAGGUGUUAAUAGGUAUCCCAUGUUGGAGGAGUGGACUCGUAGGGCCAAAACCUGUGACAUGUUGCGCAAUCCUGUCAGAAUUGCCAUGGUUGGAAAAUAUACUGGCCUUUCAGAUUCUUACCUCUCUGUGUUAAAGGCACUCUUGCAUGCUUCUAUUGCUUGUUGCAGGAAACUUGUAGUGGAAUGGGUUCCGGCUGCCGACCUUGAAGAUACAACUGCAAAAGAGUCGCCUGAUGUUUAUGAGGCUGCAUGGAAUCUGUUGAAGGGUGCAGAUGGUGUUCUAGUUCCGGGGGGUUUUGGCGACAGAGGGGUGCAAGGAAAAAUUCUCGCCGCAAAAUAUGCUCGAGAAAACAGAAUACCAUUUUUUGGCAUUUGUCUAGGGCUGCAAAUUGCUGUCAUUGAGUAUGCGCGAUCUGUUCUUGGGCUGCAUGAUGCAAACAGUACAGAGUUCAAUCCAAACACAAAAAACCCUUGUGUUGUUUUUAUGCCAGAGGGUUCAAAAACUCAUAUGGGAGCCACCAUGCGUCUCGGAUCAAGGCGAACGUACUUCCAGGUUACUGACUGCAAGUCUGCUAAGUUAUAUGGCAAUGUCAAGUAUGUAGAUGAGCGGCAUCGACAUAGAUACGAGGUCAAUCCUGAUAUGGUCUCGGAACUUGAAGCUGCUGGUCUUUCAUUUGUUGGCAAGGAUGAAUCUGGUCAACGCAUGGAGAUUCUUGAACUGCCAAGUCAUCCUUACUUUGUUGGUGUCCAGUUUCAUCCUGAAUUCAAGUCGAGACCAGGAAAACCUUCCGCACUUUUCUUAGGGUUUAUAGCGGCAGCAUGCGGUCAGUUGGAGGCAGUCAUGCAAAAUCCCAGCCAUGUUAGCAAUGCAACAGCAAUAACCAGCCCGAUUAACGGAAUGGCUAAGGUCUAUCAAAAUGGAAACACAACUAAGCCUGCCAAUGGGUCGCUGAACGGCAAUGGCUUCUUACACUCCAAUGGUAAUGGUGUGCACAUGUGAUAGAGGCAAGCAGGCCUGCCCUUUUAGUGGUCUGUUUUCCUUUUCUGGUUAUAUAGGUUGAUUUUGUGAGGGGCUUAUAGAUGGCCCUCCGGAUUGAUCUGUGAUGCCAUUUUGGGAAGAAAGAGGGUUUAGAUGGAGGGGUUGUUACAAAUGCGCAGGGCCUCAGUCCGGGCUUUUUAACAUGGGACGGCACUGUUGUAUUUUCAGGUGAUUAAUCGGGAUUUUGGGUAAUCUAAGUUUUUCUUUUUUGCCCCCUUUUUGAUAGGGCUUUAAUAUCCCUUAGUCAUGAGAAGAGGACCCAGUGGCUUUAGCUUUCCCCUGUACAUUGGCAAAAAAACAACUUAAAUGAGAGUGUGAGUGAAUGAGAGUAGUGAAGAAGAAAAUUAGAGCAUGACUGAGUUUUUCAUGGAA